UAUAGCAUAGAUCAGAUAGAAGUCAAUGUCCUAUAAUUGUUUUAACUUUAGUUUUCACUAAAAAGGACAAUCAAAAAGAUAUUUUCUUAGGAACAGGAGGAUCUCGAGUUUCAUAGAUUGUUUUUUAAAAUUAAAAUGUAUUCAUCUGUUUUCAGUUUAAUUUUUUAAAAAGUUAGGUUAAAACUGUAGGAUAUACCAUAUUUCUUUUAUGUUUUUAAAGAAUUAUGACAUCAAUUAUAAAAUUACAAGCUCUUUCUGGAGCUCUAGAUGAAUCUCCACCUUGCUACCUUUUGCAAGUAGAUGAAGUGCGAAUUUUACUGGACUGCGGCUGGGAUGAAAAGUUUGAUUUCAAUGUUAUAAAGGAAUUGAAGAGACAUGUUCAUUCAAUUGAUGCAGUUCUUCUCUCAUAUCCUGAUAUAACCCACUUAGGAGCUUUACCAUAUCUAGUAGGAAAACUGGGUUUAAAUUGUCCAAUAUAUUCUACAAUACCUGUGUACAAAAUGGGCCAAAUGUUUAUGUAUGAUUUAUAUCAGUCUCAUUAUAAUAUGGAAAAUUUUGAAUUAUUUACUCUAGAUGAUGUAGAUGCUGCAUUUGAUAAAAUAAUUCAAUUGAAGUAUAAUCAAAGUAUAAGUCUCAAAGGUAAAGGCUAUGGAUUGACUGUGACCCCUUUACCUGCAGGCCAUAUGAUUGGAGGUACAAUUUGGAAAAUUAUGAAAGUAGGGGAAGAAGAUAUUAUAUAUGCUAAUGAUUUUAAUCAUAAAAAGGAGAGACAUUUAAAUGGUUGUGAACUUGAGAAAUUGCAAAGGCCUUCACUCUUGAUCACUGAUGCUUUUAAUGCUACAUAUCAGCAAGCUAGAAGACGGGCUAGAGAUGAAAAACUCAUGACAAAUAUAUUACAAACUCUUCGAAAUAAUGGCAAUGUACUAGUUGCUGUUGACACAGCUGGUCGUGUUCUUGAACUGGCACAUAUGUUGGAUCAAUUGUGGAGAAAUAAAGAGUCUGGUCUUUUAGCCUAUUCCCUUGCCCUACUGAACAAUGUUAGUUACAAUGUAGUGGAAUUUGCAAAGUCUCAGAUUGAGUGGAUGAGUGAUAAGCUAAUGAGAAGUUUUGAAGGUGCAAGAAAUAAUCCAUUCCAAUUUAAACACUUACAGUUAUGUCAUAGUAUGCAAGAAUUAUCAAAAGUACCAAGUCCAAAGGUUGUCUUGGCAAGUAUGCCCGAUUUAGAAUGUGGAUUUUCUAGGGAAUUGUUUCUGCAAUGGUGUUCUUAUCCAAAUAACAGUGUUAUUUUAACAAGCAGAACUUCACCUGGGACUUUAGCAAGAGAUUUAAUAGAAAAUGGGGGUAACCGAACUAUUGAUUUGAUUAUAAAAAGAAGGGUUAAAUUGGAAGGUGCUGAAUUAGAAGAAUUUGAAAAAAAUGAGAAAUCAAAAAAGGAAACCGUAGACAAAGAAGACAACAGCAGUUCAGACUCUGAUGACGAUAUUGAAGUGAGCGUAAUAUCAAGAGGCCGUCACGACAUAGUUAUUAAACAGGAAGGAAAAAUUUCCAGUGGUUUUUUUAAAGCAACGAAGAAACAAGCUCCCAUGUUUCCUUUCAAGGAAGAAAAAAUAAAGUGCGACGAUUAUGGAGAGAUUAUUCGACCGGAAGAUUAUAAAAUGGCAGACAUUGCUCCUGAAGGAGAAGAAAAUAAGGAAAACAUUGUUUUAAAAAAAGAAGAAGAAGAUUUUAUAACUGAUGUAACAGAACUUCCUACAAAAUGUAUUGUCUUAAAUCGUACAGUUCAAGUAAAUGCUCAAGUUCAGUUUAUUGACUUUGAAGGCAGAUCGGAUGGAGAAUCGUUAUUAAAAAUAUUGUCCCAACUGAGGCCCAGAAGGGUAAUAGUUGUCCGAGGAUCCCCUGAAGACACAGCAACUAUUCAGAAUCAUUGUCGAGAAAAUGUGGGAGCCAGAGUGUUUUGUCCCAUUAGGGGAGAAACGGUCGAUGCUACAAGCGAAACGCACAUUUACCAAGUUCGUUUAACUGACGCGUUGGUUUCCCAGUUGAGGUUUCAAAAAGGAAAAGAUGCAGAAGUGGCAUGGGUGGAUGCACAAGUUGUUGUGCGUGAAGGACAGACAGACGCCAAACGAAUGAGUGCUGACGAUGAGCCGAUGGAAGUUGAUGAAGAUGAGACAAAAAUACUAACUUUGGAACCAUUAUCUGGAAAUGCUUCACCCCACGACACAGUAUUUGUUAAUGAGCUGAAAUUAUCCGAAUUCAAGCAAGUUUUAGCGAAAUCAAAUAUUACUUCUGAAUUUUCAGGAGGCGUACUGUGGUGUUGCGGUGGUACAGUUGCAUUGCGAAGGAUUGAAUCCGGAAAAAUUAUGAUCGAAGGAUGUCUAUCAGAAGAGUAUUACAAAGUACGAGAUUUAUUGUACCAACAAUAUGCUAUUUUGUAAAAAGUAUUUAGUUUCGGUGUUGUAAAGAAAGAACUAUAGUAUCUUAUUUUAUUUUUUCAUAUUUUUCUCAUUUACAACCAUAAUGAAUGUAUGCAAGCAAGUAUUACCAAUAAAUUAAUAAUUUAAGUGUA
Agrilus planipennis (emerald ash borer) is the source of this 2566-nucleotide messenger RNA. It is a transcript of the gene CPSF2, whose product is annotated as probable cleavage and polyadenylation specificity factor subunit 2. Gene Ontology annotation, cellular component: mRNA cleavage and polyadenylation specificity factor complex. Bases 225 to 2435 code for a protein of 736 amino acids. Gene Ontology annotation, biological process: mRNA 3'-end processing by stem-loop binding and cleavage. The record is from RefSeq and is a predicted model, not a curated record. Lineage: Eukaryota; Metazoa; Arthropoda; Insecta; Coleoptera; Buprestidae. Gene Ontology annotation, molecular function: RNA binding. The transcript has 10 exons.